Messenger RNA from Pecten maximus, 5013 nucleotides. Its product is annotated as leucine-zipper-like transcriptional regulator 1. The transcript has 20 exons. Gene Ontology annotation, cellular component: Golgi apparatus. NCBI's taxonomy places the organism in Eukaryota, Metazoa, Mollusca, Bivalvia, Pectinida, Pectinidae. The coding region runs from base 159 to 2459 and encodes 766 amino acids. The record is from RefSeq and is a predicted model, not a curated record. Gene Ontology annotation, molecular function: protein binding.
CAUAGAUUUGUCUGGUGCACUUCCUGUUGAUGUUGAAGUUUUCUCAUUGUGCUGCUUUUACACACAAAAAAAGACAAGUAACAUGCAUAUAUUUAUGUUCUUAAACGACCGAAAAUGAUACUGAGCUCUCGGUAUUGAUAUUUCAUAUUGUUGAUAUUAUGGCGACGGCCCGACCCCCCGGGAUCGAAUUUGACCACCGGUGGACUGAAGGAGCCGAAUGCCUGACAUUGGAUUUUGGUCCUUUCGAGACGGUCCAUAGAUGGAGGCGAAUGCCAGAGUGUGACGAGUUUGUUGGAGCUAGACGAAGUAAACAUACUGUCGUUGCUUACAAGGAAGCUAUCUAUGUGUUCGGGGGUGAUAAUGGGAAGAAUAUGCUAAAUGAUCUGUUACGCUUUGAUGUUAAGGACAAGUCCUGGGGAAGAGCCUUCACCACAGGUUGUCCCCCAGCCCCUCGAUAUCACCACUCUGCUGUAGUACACGAGGGAAGCAUGUUUGUCUUUGGCGGAUACACUGGAGAUAUACAUUCCAACCUAAACCUCACCAACAAAAAUGAUCUGUUUGAAUACCGCUUUGCUACCGGACAGUGGGUGGAGUGGAAGUUUGAGGGUCGGUGCCCCGUGGCCCGUGCUGCUCAUGGUGCUGCCAUCUAUGACUGGAAACUCUGGAUAUUUGCGGGUUAUGAUGGAAAUGCAAGACUUAAUGACAUGUGGACAGUUCCACUGACGGAAAGUGCCAAAAACUGGGAGGAGGUAAAUCAGACAGGUAACAUUCCCCCUACUUGCUGUAAUUUUGCCCUUGCUGUAGCCCGGGACUCCAUGUAUGUGUUCUCUGGACAAAGUGGCGCGAAAAUUACCAACAACCUCUUCCAAUUCAAAUUUGAUGCACAAGAAUGGACUCGAAUCUCAACUGACCAUAUCCUGCGUGGGGCCCCACCCCCUCCUGAGAAACGGUAUGGUCACACAAUGGUAGCUUUUGACCGCCACCUCUACGUGUUCGGAGGAGCUACAGGACAAACUCUCCCUAAUGAAUUACAUUGCUUUGAUUUAGACUCCCAGACUUGGUCGGUGGUUGAUCCUUCCAAUGACAGUCAGGUUCCCGCGGGUCGGCUGUUUCAUGCUGCGUCGGUCAUAUCUGACUCCGUGUAUGUGUUUGGAGGUACAGUGGACAACAAUGUUAGAAGUGGAGAGAUGUAUAGAUUUCAGUUCUCCAGUUAUCCAAAAUGUACGCUACAUGAUGACUAUGGCCGGCUCCUGGAGAGUCAGCAGUUUACAGACAUAGACUUCAUCGUAGGAAAGGAGGAGGAAAUCAUCCCAGCUCACAUCACCUUGGUGGCCGCCCGGUCGUUAUGGUUACAGGGUAAAAUUAGAGUUGCCAGGCAGCAGAAAUUAUUAGAGGAUGAAGAAACUGCGGAGAAGAAAGUGUCCAUACAGGUGAAGCUUUCUGACGCUGACCCGACAGCCUUUAGUAUGGUAUUGUCCUAUAUCUACACCGACAAGAUCAUGCCUACAGGUGACAGACAGGAACACAGCAGUAACGAGGUGAUAUUACUGAUGAUGGAUGUGUACAGACUCUCCCUACAGUUUAAGAUGGGGCGUCUAGAGGAGCUGUGUGUCCAAUACCUGGAGGCAAGCAUUGGCCACAAGAAUGUACUUGUAGCUCUUCAGAAUGCUGCUAAGCUGAGUUUGGAUUUCCUCAAGGAAUACUGCCUCAGGUUCAUCGUCAAGGAGAGUAACUGUAACAUGAUCGUAAUGAGUAAAGAGUUUGAGGAUAUAGACAAACCCCUGAUGGUGGAAAUCAUCCGCCGUAAACUCUCCCAGCAGACCUAUGGCCGCAUGAUGCCUGACCCACAACCAGAACAUGUCUGUGAUCACUCCCUGGAAAAGGACCUAGAAAUGUUCCUGAAGGGGAGCGGAGAGGAGUUCUGUGACAUCACCCUACAACUAGACGGUACACCAAUCAGAGCCCACAAGGCCAUCCUAGCGGCCAGGUGUAGCUACUUUGAGUCACUGUUCAGGUGGAAACCCAACGAUGAUACAAUCACGAUAGCUAUUGGGGAGAUGGUACCAUCCCGCCAGGCGUUCAACAGCUUGCUGCGAUAUAUAUACUACGGAGACGUGAUCAUGCCUCCUGAGGAUUCACUCUAUCUAUUCCCAGCUCCCUACUUCUAUGGAUUCUCCAAUAACCGACUACAGGCUUUCUGUAAACACAACCUUGAGAAAAAUGUUACAGUUCAAAAUGUUGUACAGAUUCUGGAGGCAGCAGACAAGAUCCAGGCUCUAGACAUGAAGAAGCAUGCUUUGAAUCUGAUAGUGCAUCACUUUACCAAGGUGGCGCGUCUGCCCGAGAUCCGUCGACUCAGUAAAGACCUGUUGUUGGAUGUUAUCAAGGCCUUGGCUGAUGAGAAGGGAGACUUGUUAUUGUGUCAAGAUGUAUCGAUAGGCAGCCUAACCGAGUUUUGAUGUUAACUACCUAGAUACAGUGUAUACAGUCUUACCAAGUUUUAACUUAAAUUACUGGUAUAUAUUACAGUCUGACCAAGUUUUGAUGUAAAUUACUGGUAUAUAUUACAGUCUGACCAAGUUUUGAUGUAAAUUACUGGUAUAUAUUACAGUCUCACGAAGUUUUGAUGUAAAUUACUGGUAUAUAUUACAGUCUUAUCAAGUUUUGAUGUAAAGUACUGGCAAAGUUUUGCUUUGAUGUAAAGUACCGAUAGAUACACAAUACAUAGUGGUGUAAUGAUUCAUCGAUGCAUCGUCAAUCUUUGAUUGGUAUCGCGAUACUUGAAAAUGUGUAGUUAUCUCCCUUGACCAUCGUUACCUUACUUUUGUAGUAACAACAUGGCUGACAAGGCCGUUGCAGCGGCUUAUAAAGCUGCCUGUUUGAGUUCUUUCAAUCUCCAAUUUAUCUAAAUUCAAGAAUGCUUUGUGAGAAACAGACAAAACAUAUGUGUUUUGUAACAAAUGUAGACAAAGACUCUAAUAUUCCUGAAAUACCACAAGCAAAACAGAUAUCUGAUAGAUCAUCAGCUUCUCAUAUAUUGUGAUACAAAUUGUAUCGCCACCCACCUUGCGAUACACAGCUCUUAUAAUAUACUUUCCUUCAGUAAACUUAAUGUGGUCGGUACUUUCCUUCAGUAAACUUAAUGUGGUCGGGAGUUAUAGAGGUAACACACUCGCCUUUCACAUUUUUAUAAUAUAAGUAGCUGGGGUUUGAUUCUCUGAUCAGAGCUGGCAAGACGUGGGGUUACCGGCCUGACCAUGUGGGUUUUCUCUGGUUACUCAAUUUCCUCCCACAGUAAGACCCCUUCCAUGCAGCCUGGUUAACAAGAGAGAUUAAUAUAAGUUACUUAACUUGUUUCACAAUUGUUACCAGGAGAUGGCCAAAAUUUCCUCUGUGAUGAUGCUACAUCUACAUUGUAAAAUGUACAUACCUAUUAAUUUCUCAGAUUUAGUUGUGUGCUACACUGUAGAUAAUUCACGGAGCUAAUAUUUUGCGCCUGUCCCGGCCAGUCAGACCUAGUUCAUGAGUAUAAAAUUUCGCACAACUAUCCCUUAUAAACAUUCUGCACUAAACACUUCCUGUGUGUGUAUAAAUAUUCACUGAGUAUUUCUUUUCACAAUAUAUCUAAUGUACCAUAAAUACAUGUGUUGUAAUUUUUGAGGGGCUGUGGUGGCCGAGUGGUUAAGGUGUCCCGACACUUUAUCACUAGCCCUCCACCUCUGGGUUGCGAGUUCGAAACCUACGUGGGGCAGAUGCCAGGUAGUGACUGUAGGCCGGUGGUUUUUCUCUGGGUACUCCGGCUUUCCUCCAACUCCAAACCCUGGCACGUCCUUAUAAAUGACCCUGGCUGUUAAUAGCUCGUUAAACAAAAACAAACCAAAAUGUAAUAUCAAAUCUCCAUUGAAUAUUACCCAAAGUGUAGGUACAUUGUAUCUUUACACAGCAUGACCUCAGUGAAUUGUCAUAUGUAAAACACAUUCAUUAGUGUACAUAUGUGUAUACCACAGAUGAUCCCUGUUUUGUCAGAUGUUGGCUUUUCCUUGCAGCUUUUGUGAAAGUAGAGGUUUUUUGUAUUGGCUAAAUACAGGUGCUGACUUGUAUGUAUAUAUAGGCUUGGUAAAGUAAAUCCUGCAUGUGGGGCCAAGAUAAGAACUAGUCAAAAAUCAUCCUUUUUUGUAUUUUGUGUUUUUUAUCAAAAUUGAUUGAUACUUACCCGGUACAUUAUUGGAUACACAUGUAUAGAUUAUGUUAAUGAUUUAGAAGUGUUGUGUUCAUCAGUUCUGUACUGGGACAGUAAGUCUACACCCUGGGAUCCCACCAAGGGACAGAACUCUCUGUACUGGGACAGUAAGUCUACACCAUGGGAUCCCACCAAGGGACAGAACUAUCUGUACUGGGACAGUAAGUCUACACCAUGGGAUCCCACCAAGGGACAGAACUCUCUGUACUGGGACAGUAAUUCUACACCCUGGGAUCCCACCAAGGGACAGAACUAUCUGUACUGGAACAGUAAGUCUACACUCUGGGAUCCCACCAAGGGACAUAACUCUCUGUACUGGGACAGUAAGUCUCCACUCUGGGAUCCCACCAAGGGACAGAACUCUCUGUACUGGGACAGUAAGUCUACACCCUGGGAUCCCUCCCAGGGACAGAACUCUCUGUACUGGGACGGUAAGUCUACACCCUGGGAUCCCACCAAGGGACAUAACUCUCUGUACUGGGACAGUAAGUCUCCACUCUGGGAUCCCACCAAGGGACAGAACUCUCUGUACUGGGACAGUAAGUCUACACCCUGGGAUCCCUCCCAGGGACAGAACUCUCUGUACUGGGACAGUAAGUCUACACCCUGGGAUCCCACCAAGGGACAGACCUCUCUGUACUGGGACGGUAAGUCUCCACCCUGGGAUCCCACCAUGGGACAGAACUCUCUGUACUGGGACAGUAAGUCUCCACCCUGGGAUCCCACCAAGGGACAGACCUCUCUGUACUGGGACAGUAAGUCUAUUCCCUGGG